UGCAAGUAGGUCUCUUUGGGCGCUAAAUGGGCACUUGCUUGCUGCUGCCGUCCCAAGGUUUGACCGCAUUCUACGAAAGCAAGUCUAGCCACUUUCAGAAAGCUGAAGCCUGAGAUGCCUUCCAUGGCCCAUGGCGGACUGAGAUUCUCCUCGCAAAGCCAUAAUCUCAACGGCAAGGCCUCCAACGACGACACCAGAGAGAACUCCUUCGCCAGGAAGCAAAGGAUUGCACAACAUAGAAAGUCGCUUCCAAUCGCUUCAGUUGAGAAACGACUUGUGGAGGAAGUUUGGAAUAAUGACACACUUAUUAUUGUUGGGGAAACUGGAAGUGGAAAAACAACACAAUUACCCCAGUUUCUAUUUAAUGCGGGAUUUUGUCGUGAUGGGAAAAUUGUUGGCAUCACUCAACCUAGACGUGUCGCUGCUGUCACUGUUGCAAAACGGGUAGCAGAAGAAUGUGGUGUUGAUUUGGGCCAAAAGGUUGGGUAUUCUAUUAGAUUUGAGGAUGUGACUUGCAGUUCAACACGGAUAAAAUACAUGACAGACGGAUUGCUACUGAGGGAAGCAUUGUUAGAUCCAUAUCUCUCAAGGUACUCUGUUAUCAUUGUUGAUGAAGCUCAUGAGAGAACUGUCCACACUGAUGUGUUAUUGGGCUUGCUGAAAAAUGUACAACGUUCAAGAUCACAAUCCCUCAAUGAAUGCCCUAAUAUUGAAAAUAAGAAGGCAAGUAAGGGCCCGUUGUUGGAGAAGAAGUACGGUGCUCAAUGUCUCGGUAUUCUCAAGCAGUGUAAGGGCAGGGAAUUUCCUCCCUUGAAGUUGAUUAUAAUGUCUGCCAGCUUGGAUGCCCGUGUUUUCUCUGAAUACUUUGAUGGUGCAAGGGCCGUUCAUGUUCAAGGGAGACAAUUUCCUGUGGAUAUAUUUUAUACUGUUCAUCCUGAGCAAGAUUAUAUAGAGGCAGCCUUAAUUACUAUAUUUCAGAUUCAUCUGGAGGAGGGCCCUGGUGAUGUACUUGUAUUCUUGACUGGGCAAGAAGAGAUUGAGUCAGUUGAGAGACUUGUGCAUCAACAACAAAAGAGGUUGCCUGAAAGCCGUCAAAAGCUCUUAACCGUUCCCAUAUUUUCAUCUCUUCCUUCAGAGCAGCAAAUGCAAGCUUUUAAGUCAGCUCCAGCUGGGUUCCGUAAGGUAAUACUAGCAACAAAUAUUGCUGAGACUUCAGUGACAAUACCUGGAAUUAAGUAUGUCAUAGAUCCUGGAUUGGUAAAGGCGCGGACUUACGAUCCACGCACAGGAGUGGAAUCUUUGAUUAUUGUUAAAACCUCAAAAGCACAGGCUCUUCAAAGGAGUGGGCGUGCAGGGCGUGAAGGACCUGGGAAGUGCUUUCGUCUUUAUCCAGAAAGUGAAUUUGGGAAGCUUAAGGAUUCUACAGUACCGGAGAUCAAGCGGUGCAACCUCUCAAAUGUCAUUUUACAGCUCAAGGCUUUAGGUGUUGAUGAUAUUAUUGGGUUUGACUUCAUGGAGAAACCAGAAAGGAUGGCUAUUGUGAAAUCAUUGGCGCAAUUGUUGUUGCUAGGUGCUCUUACAGACGACUGUAAACUGGCAGACCCAGUUGGGCAUCAGAUGGCCCGAUUGCCUUUGGACCCUGUUUAUUCCAAAGCUCUCAUUCUAGCUAGUACGUUCAACUGUUUGGAAGAAAUGUUAAUUACUGUUGCUAUGCUGUCUGUAGAAUCUAUAUUUUACACUCCUCGUGAGAAGUUUGAAGAGGCACAAACUGCAAUAAAAUGCUUUUCAAGCCCAGAGGGGGAUCAUAUCACCUUGAUUAAUGUAUAUCAGGCUGCCAACGAGUUCUUGGAAAAGAGCAACAAGGGAAAUAGUAGGGAAAAAAUUGAAAAAAAUCUGCGAAAAUGGUGCAAAGAAAACUUCAUUAAUAGUCGAUCUCUGAGGCAUGCACGAGAUAUUCACAGUCAAAUCCGAGGUCACGUUGAACAAAUGGGUCUUCAUGUUGCUUCUUGUGGAGAUGACUUGCUCCAAUUCCGCAGAUGCCUUGCUGCUUCCUUCUUUCUCAAUGCUGCCUUGAAGCAGCCUGAGGGUACAUAUAGGGCUUUGGCAAGUGGUCAGGUCGUGCGGAUCCAUCCUACUUCUAUUUUAUUCCGGAAAAACCCCGAGUGCAUAAUUUUCAAUGAGCUAAUUCGAACUAGCCAUAAUUACAUCCGCAACAUAACUAGAAUUGAUCUCUUGUGGUUACCUGAGCUAGCUCCUCAAUUCUAUGCUGCACAGAAUUAGUAUUCUAGUGGUUUGAUAUGCUACUUGGGAAUGUGAAAUUGGAAUGCUUCGCUUAUAUUGUAAUCUUGACUGGGUCACACCUUUCUUUCUAUAGAAAGGGAUCUAUUCAACAUGCCUAGGGUUAGAGCUUGUGACUUGUGUGUUGCUGGUUCUAACCUUGGGAGGGGUUGAGAAAGGUAUGAGAUGGGUGAUGGGCUCUCUCCCCAUUGUGUAGCCGAAGUCAAAAGGGGAAAACUGUUCAAGUUCAAACUGUUACUGUCACUUCAAAACCUCCAAAAUUUGAUGCCACUCAUUGACAUUCUAGUUCAUCCAUGAUGCAAGCCAAUGUAUAUUUUGCUUUGCAACAGGGAAAGGGAAUUAUUGCAUUGGACAUUACUCAGCAGAAUCCCUUUGCUGCUUGUUAGGAGGAUCUUUCAUGAGGACUUGUUGGGAAGUUCAAAUAUUGGUGGUAGAAUGCAAUUCGGGUUGCAUUCAUUUGAUAUUGGUGUUAGAGAGGGAGUUCCUUGUUGAAUUCUACUAGCAUACCAUGGUUAAUUGUUAAGUGGAAAGUUGGGGCUUGAUGGCUUAAUUCUAUGCUAGUACAUAAUGAUAGGCACCGUUUCAAUCUGCCUCCUGACAGAGCUACUGCUGUUCUUAGCUGAUCAAAGUUGGUCGCAGAUUUCACUACUCUCUGAUACUUCGUUCAAAUCAUCUGCUUAUUUGAGUAGAGACUGCAACUAGCAAUACAUUUGGAUGGAGACUCUGGCAGCAUUGAGCUUUUGAAGUCUCCAAAUCACCAAAUGGGAAAGAAUAGAUAGGAGUAAGGUCGAGCUUCUCCUAAGAUGAUAUGACAUUCUUCUCUAUUGACUCUUGAGAGCAGGUUGAGGUCAGUUCCCCUAUUUGUCAUCCACCCAUGACAUGGCAGCCUCGUUGUCCUGCUACUUCUAGCAUCCUUGCUCUUUCAGCUUUCAAAAGCAGAAACCUAAAUUUGGAUGGAUUGCCUCAAUGGUACUCUGCUGUAAUAUUUUUGUUCUUAUGCGGUUUUUUUUUUUCAAAUUUUUUUGGAUGAUUCGACACCAAGUUACAAAUUUUGUACGUAAAUGUCCAUAUUAAUAUACAGAAUCGUGCUCACUGAUGAUAUUUCAAAAACAAUUUCAUGCAAUGUUAAAAUUCCUAAUGUUUUCAGCUA
Molecule: messenger RNA, 3448 nt
Organism: Malania oleifera
Lineage: Eukaryota; Viridiplantae; Streptophyta; Magnoliopsida; Santalales; Ximeniaceae
Product: pre-mRNA-splicing factor ATP-dependent RNA helicase DEAH10
Exons: 13
Coding region: 115-2280 (721 amino acids)
Biological process (GO): positive regulation of transcription by RNA polymerase I
Cellular component (GO): intracellular anatomical structure; nucleolus
Molecular function (GO): ATP hydrolysis activity; ATP binding; RNA binding
Source: RefSeq, a predicted model, not a curated record